AUGGUGAAGUUGACUCUCCUUCUAGCUACCCUCACUCUCUUCCUCCUCCUCGUCAACGCCUCCAUCUACCAACUCGAAGAAGACGAAUAUGAAAACCGAUUAACUGAGCAACAAACAUGUAGACAGGAGUUCAUGAGGCACGACCGUCUCAGGGCUUGCCAGCGAUUCCUGAUGAGACAAACCAAGAGGACGAGACAACUGGAGGUGGAGGAAGAAGAAGAUGAAUACAUCAGACCUUUUAAUCAAAUGCUUUUCCAACGGUGUUGCCAGGAGCUACGUGGUGCGCAUGCUCAGUGCCGGUGUCCGAUGUUGAAACAAGCGAUGAAGAUUCAGCAGCAGAUGGGUCAGCUCCGGUUUGAGGAGAUGAGACAGAUGUGUUCCAUGGCUAGGAAUCUUCCCAACAUGUGCCAGUUGGAGCCGAUGACUCCAUGUCCCUUCCGGGAACGUAGAUCGGAGUAA
Molecule: messenger RNA, 459 nt
Organism: Carica papaya (papaya)
Lineage: Eukaryota; Viridiplantae; Streptophyta; Magnoliopsida; Brassicales; Caricaceae
Source: RefSeq, a predicted model, not a curated record